Messenger RNA from Desarmillaria tabescens, 717 nucleotides. RefSeq lists its product as uncharacterized. The record is from RefSeq and is a predicted model, not a curated record. Lineage: Eukaryota; Fungi; Basidiomycota; Agaricomycetes; Agaricales; Physalacriaceae. Bases 1 to 717 code for a protein of 238 amino acids. The transcript has 5 exons.
AUGGCAUGUGCAUUUGAAUGGGGGAUAGCCUGGAUACCUUCCCUCCUCGUCGGUACUAGGGACCAGAAAGAGCCCUCUCUCUUUCAUGCCAGGAAAGAAGCGUGUUUCGGGGGUAAGGGAAAGAAAAGAUUAUUCGCAUUGGUUGGUGGAUGGAGUGAGGCGAUGAAGGAAGUGCACGGAGGCUUAGCUCGCUUCAUCCGGAGGCGAUUUCGCGUGCCGGACCCUAAGGGCUGUGGGCCCGGCCGCUCCUUAUUGGGACCUUCUGCCGGUAACAACACACCAACACACCACCACAUUGCAGCCUGCCGCGGCAAAGAUGAACUCGUUCCCGAUUCUCCGCUCAAUGUCGAACAUUUUGGAUGCGAGGGUAAUAUCGGUAGAGACGUAAUGGAGGUCCAGGAAUCGUUGCUUUCACGAAAUUCUGUUGUCCUCGCACGGGAGCCGUUUUCUUUGCUGAUGGAAGCAUAUCACGACUACGUUGAAGUGAAGACAUGCCUUUACCCCAAUGCGGAGGAGAAAGGCAUGCGAACGCGCACUCGAACUGAUCGAGGAAGGCAGAGUGCUCUUUUCGAAUCGGGAUGGGACGCGGGAGGAGAAAGAAAGUGGGUUCCAGAAGCUGAGGACGAGUGUUUUCGUGUUACCUUGGGAAAGCACGAGGUUCACCGAGGAGGAAAUACUUUAAAUACCGCGCGUAAUUAUUUUCUUUAUGUUAUGUGA